CAGGGCCCAGGAUGGCGCUCUCCAUGGUGGAGCUUCUGAUUGCCUCCUUCCUGCCAGUUGCCUUCACCCUGAACCCUGAGGACCCCAACGUGUGCAGCCACUGGGAGAGCUAUGCCGUGACCGUCCAGGAAUCUUACGCACACCCCUUCGAUCAGAUCUACUACACGCGAUGCACCGAUAUCCUCAACUGGUUCAAGUGCACCCGGCAUCGGAUCAGCUAUAAGACUGCAUAUCGGCGAGGCCUCCGGACCAUGUACCGGCGAAGGUCCCAGUGCUGCCCGGGCUACUAUGAGAAUGGAGACUUCUGCAUCCCCCUGUGUACGGAGGAGUGUGUGCACGGCCGCUGUGUCUCCCCUGACACCUGCCACUGUGAACCUGGCUGGGGAGGGCCUGACUGCUCCAGCGGCUGCGACAGCGACCACUGGGGCCCCCACUGCAGCAACCGGUGCCAGUGCCAGAACGGCGCCCUGUGUAACCCCAUCACCGGCGCGUGCGUGUGCGCCGCGGGCUUCAGGGGCUGGCGCUGCGAGGAACUCUGCGCGCCCGGCACCCACGGCAAGGGCUGCCAGCUGCCGUGCCAGUGCCACCACGGUGCCAGCUGCGACCCCCGCACGGGCGAGUGCCUCUGCGCACCUGGCUACACCGGUGUCUACUGCGAGGAGCUGUGCCCCCCGGGGAGUCAUGGGGCGCACUGUGAGCUGCGCUGCCCUUGCCAGAAUGGAGGUGCUUGUCACCACAUCACAGGAGAAUGUGCCUGUCCCCCAGGCUGGACGGGAGCUGUGUGUGCCCAGCCCUGCCCUCCAGGGACCUUCGGCCAGAACUGUAGCCAAGACUGCCCUUGCCACCACGGAGGGCAGUGUGACCACGUGACUGGACAGUGCCACUGUACAGCCGGCUACAUGGGCGACAGGUGCCAAGAGGAGUGCCCCCUGGGGACCUUCGGCUUCCAGUGCUCUCAGCAUUGUGACUGCCACAACGGUGGCCAGUGCUCACCUACCACCGGUGCCUGUGAGUGUGAGCCUGGCUACAAGGGCCCGAGCUGCCAGGAGCGGUUAUGCCCUGAGGGUCUGCACGGCCCUGGUUGCACUCUAGCCUGCCCCUGCGAUGCUGCCAACACCGUCAGCUGUCACCCAGUAACUGGAGCUUGCACCUGCCAGCCAGGCUGGUCUGGCCACCACUGCAAUGAGUCAUGUCCUGCUGGCUACUACGGUGAUGGCUGCCAGCUGCCUUGCACCUGUCAGAACGGCGCCGACUGCCACAGCAUCACUGGCAGCUGCACUUGUGCUCCUGGCUUCAUGGGAGAAGUCUGCGUGGUUCCCUGUGCGGCAGGUACCUAUGGUCCCAACUGCUCGUCCAUCUGUAGCUGUCACAACGGUGGCACCUGCUCCCCGGUCGAUGGCUCCUGCACCUGCAAGGAAGGCUGGCAGGGCCCAGACUGCAGCCUGCCAUGUCCCAGUGGAACGUGGGGCCUGAACUGCAAUGAGAGCUGUACCUGUGCCAAUGGUGCUGCCUGUAGCCCCGUGGACGGCUCCUGCUCCUGCACCCCCGGCUGGCUGGGGGCCACCUGUGAACUGCCCUGUCCGGAUGGCACGUUUGGGCUGAACUGCAGUGAGCGCUGUGACUGCAGCCAUGCCGACGGCUGUGACCCCAUCACCGGCCACUGCUGCUGCCUGGCGGGAUGGACAGGUAUCCGCUGUGACAGCACCUGCCCCCCUGGGCGCUGGGGCCCCAACUGCUCAGUCUCCUGCAGCUGUGAGAACGGCGGCUCCUGCUCUCCAGAGGACGGGAGCUGUGAGUGUGCCCCUGGCUUCCGAGGACCCUUAUGCCAGAGAAUCUGCCCACCGGGGUUCUACGGUCAUGGCUGUGCCCAGCCGUGCCCCCUCUGUGUGCACAGCAGUGGGCCCUGCCACCAUGUGAAUGGUGUCUGUGAAUGCCUUCCAGGCUUCUCCGGAACCCUCUGCAACCAAGUGUGUGCUGGAGGGCGCUUUGGGCAGGACUGUGCCCAGCUGUGCUCCUGUGCCAACAACGGGACCUGCAGCCCCAUUGAUGGUUCCUGCCAGUGCUUCCCCGGGUGGAUCGGCAAAGACUGCUCCCAGGCUUGCCCACCUGGAUUCUGGGGCCCUGCCUGCUUCCAUACCUGCAGCUGCCACAACGGGGCUAGCUGCAGUGCCGAGGAUGGAGCCUGCCACUGCACCCCAGGCUGGACCGGACUCUUCUGCACACAGCGCUGCCCAGCAGCAUUUUUCGGGAAGGACUGUGGGCGUGUGUGCCAGUGUCAGAAUGGAGCCAGCUGUGACCACAUCAGCGGCAAGUGCACCUGCCGUACAGGCUUCGCUGGACAACACUGUGAACAGAGGUGUGCACCAGGAAGCUUUGGCUAUGGGUGUCAGCAACUAUGUGAGUGCAUGAACAACGCCACUUGUGACCACGUCACCGGCACCUGUUAUUGCACCCCUGGCUUCAAAGGCAUCAGGUGUGACCAAGCUGCCCUCAUGAUGGAGGAGCUGAACCCCUACACCAAGAUCAGCCCAGCACUGGGAGCAGAGCGGCACUCGGUGGGCGCCGUCACUGGCAUCAUCCUCUUGUUGUUUCUCAUCGUGGUGCUGCUGGGCUUGUUCGCCUGGCGCCGGCGGCGGCAGAAAGAGAAGGGCAGAGACCUGGCUCCCCGCGUCUCCUAUACACCCGCCAUGAGGAUGACCAGCACCGACUACUCCCUCUCAGAUGUGUCUCAAAGUAGCAGCCAUGCCCAGUGCUUUUCCAAUUCCAGCUACCACGCACUGGCAUGCGGGGGGCCUGCCACCAGCCAGGCCAGCACUCUGGACAGGAACAGCCCCACCAAGCUCAGUAACAAGUCCCUUGACAGAGACACGGCAGGCUGGACCCCCUACAGCUAUGUGAACGUGUUAGACUCCCAUUUCCAGAUCAGUGCCCUGGAGGCCAGGUACCCGCCCGAAGACUUCUACAUUGAACUUAGACACCUCAGCUGCCCCGCUGAGCCACACUCACCAGAUGUCUGUGGAAUGGACAGACGUCAGAAUACAUACAUUAUGGACAAAGACUUCAAAGAUUACAUGAAAGAAUCCGCAUGCAGUUCUAGUACUUGUUCCUUGAAUAGCAGUGAAAACCCUUAUGCUACCAUUAAGGACCCACCCAUCCUCACCUGCAAGCUUCCAGAAGGCAGCUAUGUAGAAAUGAAGUCGCCUAUGCACAGGGGGUCUCCGUACACAGAUGUGCCAUCCUUGUCGACAUCUAAUAAAAAUAUCUAUGAUGUUGAGCCCACAGUCAGUGUGGUCCAAGAAGGCCGUGGUCCUAACUCCAGCUAUAUCCAGAAUGCGUAUGACCUACCUAGGAGCAGCCAUAUUCCUGGCCAUUAUGACUUCCUCCCAGUAAGACACAGCGCUGCCAGAGGGCCUUCCCAGGACAAGCAGUCUGAAGAGGGAUAAGCGGCUCUCUCAUGGCGUGCUCUGCUGACAACUCUGACUGAAAGACAAUCCCUUGGGUUGAAAUGAUGGUACAUAUUGACUCCAGCUGCAUGUCAGAUUAUUGCAUUCACCUGGAACUUCCAAGAAGUGCUUCCAAAUGGGACUGGGGGAUAUGUUCGAGGACGUCUGCUGCUAAAGGCAAAUCCUGCCCACACGCCCCACCCCAACCCCAAAUGCCCUGGAUUAUACAAUUUUUAAAGCAUUUUAAGAUACAGCUAUUCAUCAACAUCAGCUAGAUAUAGCUAAAAUUACAUUUAUGUAGUUAUCUGAGAUAUGAGGCUUACAAAGCAUGUGGAAUAAGUUCUGCAAACCUUAAGAGGAGGAAAAGGGGAGUGGGAAAGGGAGGGUGCCUUUAAGGGGUUGGAAAUGUGUAUGUACUUUUGGUUGCUGUUACCAUCACUGUUUUACUACACAAAAUCAUCAGAAGGCUCUAGGAUCAAUCCUAAACUACCUGAGCAUGUAUGUCUGGUUCAUCAAGUCACAAUGGCUGAGAUACCAGAGUUUAGC
Ochotona curzoniae (black-lipped pika) is the source of this 3989-nucleotide messenger RNA. RefSeq names its product multiple EGF like domains 11 (gene MEGF11). The record is from RefSeq and is a predicted model, not a curated record. Gene Ontology annotation, cellular component: membrane. NCBI's taxonomy places the organism in Eukaryota, Metazoa, Chordata, Mammalia, Lagomorpha, Ochotonidae. The coding region runs from base 12 to 3443 and encodes 1143 amino acids. The transcript is spliced from 25 exons. Gene Ontology annotation, molecular function: protein binding.